Messenger RNA from Trichosporon asahii var. asahii CBS 2479, 657 nucleotides. RefSeq lists its product as uncharacterized. Bases 1 to 657 code for a protein of 218 amino acids. The record is from RefSeq and is a predicted model, not a curated record. Lineage: Eukaryota; Fungi; Basidiomycota; Tremellomycetes; Trichosporonales; Trichosporonaceae. The transcript is spliced from 2 exons.
AUGGUGGCGACGAUCUACCAGCUCAAGACGAUCACCGAGUACGGCGCAACGCGCACCGAAUCCACCGCUAUCGCUACUGUAUCGGCCACUGGAACGUUACUGGGAAACGCGGAAGCAUACACGAAACCUUCGACGACCUACCCGGAGCCGACAUGGCGAAGCUCGACGACAACUACCCCACCCCCGCACUCUGUAACGGAGCCACCGGACGAGAGCGGCGACUCGGCUGAUCCCAGUGACCCGUUCGACAUCGACACGUCCGCGGUUGUAUCAGUCCCCAACGCGGCGGAGGUGACGCCCUACACAUUCCCGAAGUCCAGUCUCCAGCCUCCAGAUAAACCUGUUGUGUCAGAUGAGGUACCGCCCGUACCGCCACCUGUGCCUCCCAAACCGGUCAGGAUGCCGAGGCCUGUCCCGCCACGGCCGAUCGCGAGAACUACACUAGAGAAGUUGGAGGCUGAGGCAAGGGGUCCCAGUCAAGUGAAGUGGCUGCCUGCAUCACAGUUGGAGAGACGAGCUAGAGUAGAGAGGCGGCGUGGUGAUGGGACACGGGGAAUUGAGAAACGCCCAGAUAACCUCCGCGUCCAGAACCCCGAUCCGGAGCCGGAUCCUACGCCUCCGCCCUAUGAUCCAGCCUGGUCAGAGGGGCGUCAUUGA